GUAUGUGACAGCAAACAGUGACCACCUAUCUAUGGACACAUGGACGUCAUAUAGAUGCUGGUAACUCUGGUUGGUUAUACACUACUGUAUUAAGACAAUUAAGACAUUAUGCCAACAUUCUGGUUGAUAUUCAUUGCUUCUACACUUGGUAUCGACUCUGCACGUGGAACAUGUGUGGCGGACUGUGACUGGAGUGUGGGAGAGUGGGGAGGAUGCAGUAGAUCUUGUGGUGGAGGGUACCAAACCAGGAACCGAACACGUUGUUGUCAUGACAACGAGUCCACGGAAGCAUGCCAGGAACGAUGCCAGAGCAAGUCCGUUGGCGAUGUACCCGAUACCAACAGAUCGUGCAACAAGUUCUGCUUCAAUGGAGGGACGUUUGAUGAAGACACCAGUCUGUGUAGGUGCAAACAGGGAUGGACAAGCACCUGCUGCCAAGAAGCUCCAGACGCUGGUAGAUACAAGUGUGAAGAAGUGCCCAAUGCAUCAUCCACUGACGACAUUAAUCAGAACCAACAACAGCGGGAGCUUUUACCUGAAGAAUUUACCGGAUACAGAUUUUUUGUGCUGACCGGAAGUAAUGAUAACCCAAGCUGUAGUCUGCUGCGUAUGUACAUUGAGGGAGAGAGAGGGUCAGCAUCUGGGACAUGUCUUCAUCCCUCUAGGCCAGCCUUGUGGAUGCCUGGGAAAACUGGAGAUGACAUUACAGCACAGAUAGGAAAUAUCAAAUUGAUAUUUUUCGAGCCGGAUACAGGUUGUGCCUGGCGACCAGCUGGAGUGACAAUGACAAACAUCCAAUCGUCACAAAGUCAGUAUUUCUCCUGUGCCCAGUCGGUUGAAGAAUCUAUACGGACCAUUAGGAGGGUUCGAGCAGCUUUCAAUAGAAGAAUCGAAGUAAGAACUUUUACAAGCGACAUUUAUCUUGCUGGCACGGACUCUGACUUGUUUGUGACGGUGCAUGGUCGGACUGGAUCCAGCAAUGAAAAGAGACUCUCUGGGUCGUUUGAAAGGAAUGAUCGUGAUGACACGAAUAUGGACAUUGGAGAUAUAGGACGACUCUAUAAAGUGAGAAUACGCUCAGACAACAGUGGAUGGCUCUCCGGCUGGCAUCUUAAUAAGAUUGCAAUCUAUGAAGAUCACGGAGCACUUGAAUUUCAAUGCAACUGUUGGAUUGGCGGAUCGGACCCACUGGAGAAAACACUCACAGUCGAUACUGAGUGUCGAAGCAUCGACUAUUGUGGCAGCCAACGGUGCUAUACCUGCUCAGCGUGCCUUCCUUCAGAUUCAAGAUACUUUUAUAGACACAUCUCUUACGCCAACAAGUGCUAUCGAUGCCAAUUCAUUGCAAACUGUCAAAGGAUGGAGGAGUGUGGUUGCAAUGACUGCCAGGUGUGCUCAAGAUGUGAGGGCAUUGUGAUAGAUACACCUGGGCACAGAGCAUACGUCGCUUCAAAUGACAGAAAACACUGUAGAAAGGCAUGUUCAUGGCGUCCUGACAGCACGUGGUGUUACCCGGGGACCUGCCAGGAGGAACUGGCCAGUAACUGCAUCUGCUCUCCUGGAUUCAGUGGUUCAAACUGUCAGAACAUUGACACACCACCCGUAAUAUCGUGGAACAGAAUUGUUGUGCACGGCCAAGGUAACGAAACGGCCGAGGCUCCAGUCGACCCGAAUAACGCAGAGGCCCAGGAAGACUCGUGGACAAACCUGAAGAACAUCCACAACAUCAACUAUGAUUUUCACACAAGCUUCAUCCCUUCUGGGCUGCAGCCCAGCAGGCAUAACUUCAUAGAUGGUUACAAAGUCGGCAUAAAACGGGGAAAAGUGACAAUAACCAUUUUCAAAGGAUUAAUUACCUCUUUUUCAACGGUCAUUAACUGUGAGAAUGUUUCUGAGCUUGCCCCACAUAGAGGUCUCUUCAAAUGCUUUGGAGAUGUCAAUGUGACUUCAUCGGAGCUGACAACAGGGAAUGUAGUGCAGUUUCAGUUUGUCACCUCAAGCGGCGGGUUUGUGAAGGUCAAGAACAUGGAAAACAACAAAGUGCAGACACACUACUAUGCUGGUCAGUCGAAGACAGCAACAAUGAGAAUAGGUAUCGACUAUGUGAAUCCAUAUCACUGCAAUGCAACUUGGGAGUGUUCCGCUGAUAUGCUCAUUGUUGGCAAGACAAGUAAACAGCCAUCAUUUAACGUUCAGUGGAAUGGAUGGAGAGACGACACAUCUGGCAUACGAUCAUUUGAAUUCCAAGUAUUUGAAAUGGAGUUUAUCGUCAGUGAAGAUGGUCUCAGGAUAAAAAAAUAGAAAACUCAUACAAAGAUUAAAUUCCACUCAGAACACUGGCAGACUGCACCUCAAUGACAAGGGGAUAUUCUCCGUAGAAAUUACUGCGAUUGACAAAGCUGGAAACAUUAAAAGUGCCAGA
Molecule: messenger RNA, 2422 nt
Organism: Haliotis rubra (blacklip abalone)
Lineage: Eukaryota; Metazoa; Mollusca; Gastropoda; Lepetellida; Haliotidae
Exons: 16
Coding region: 109-2301 (730 amino acids)
Molecular function (GO): protein binding
Source: RefSeq, a predicted model, not a curated record